This is a messenger RNA of Monomorium pharaonis (pharaoh ant), 5791 nucleotides long. Its product is annotated as tyrosine-protein kinase RYK. Gene Ontology annotation, cellular component: signaling receptor complex. NCBI's taxonomy places the organism in Eukaryota, Metazoa, Arthropoda, Insecta, Hymenoptera, Formicidae. The record is from RefSeq and is a predicted model, not a curated record. Gene Ontology annotation, biological process: positive regulation of kinase activity; protein phosphorylation; multicellular organism development. The transcript is spliced from 8 exons. Bases 226 to 1491 code for a protein of 421 amino acids. Gene Ontology annotation, molecular function: ATP binding; protein tyrosine kinase activity.
GUGGUGUGGUGGUCCCUGCGAUCUCCUGCGGCGCAAGAUUCUCGUUCUCCUCGUACUGAUCGGCUGCACCGAUGGCUAUUUUAAUAUAUUCAUCAGCCAUUCUCAGGUCAUGAAGCUUUUAGGACUCGAGGCCGAGUUGUACUACGUGCGGGAGGGGGUGGUCAACACGUACGCGAUGAAUUUCGUCGUGCCUGUGCCGGCUAACAUAGCGGACCUAGAAUUUUCAUGGCAGAGCCUCGUGGGACACCCGGUGUCGAGACUCCUCCUAGCAACGACUCGGUGCGCUUGGAGCCCGAUCCGCUCAUGAAUGGCGCCGGUGCCCUCUACGUCGCCGCUACCUGUGCUUGCGCCUUAGUUUUGGUCGUGGGCAGUGUGGCCAGCGCGCUGUACAUCCGCAACAGCAAGGCACGCGUUCAAGAAUCGCAGAAAACUCUGCCCUGCUGCAGUUACUCCGCGGCUGACACUGGCGGCCUGGCCAGAAGUUCCGUUUUAGUUAGGGUCGACCCACGACCCGGAAGUGCAAAUUCCGGAAGUUACGCCACCAUCGCCGACCUGGAGCCGCUGUACGCAAGGCCAUGCGGUUCCAGAGCUAGUUACUACGCGGCGAGCCAUGUGACACAUCUUAGCCAGUCGACCGAUCCGUGCGAGAAGGCCAGAGCACUCGCAGUAUCGAGAUCGGCGUUAUACUGCCGUACUCUCGUGCAGGAGGGUACUUUCGGUCGCGUAUACAAAGGAACUUUGGAGAUAGCCGGACGAGAACAAGAAGUCAUCAUAAAGACAGUCACAGAGGUAGCAUCUGCUUACCAAGCUUCUCUUCUGGUGGUGGAAGGCUCGCAACUGGCUGGAUUAGUUCAUACAAACAUUGCCUCUUUGGCAGCCGCUUGUCUAGACAGUUCGUGCCCUUUGCUGGCUUAUACAAGCACGCCCGGUGAACUAAACCUGAAAGUCUACCUUACUGAUGGAAAUCAUCAUCCGGUGACUAGAGAUUUGGUGCACGUCGGUGCGCAGGUUGCCAGAGCAGGGGCAUUUCUCCACGGGCGAGGUUUACUGCAUAGGGAUAUCGCUGCUAGAAAUUGCAUAAUCGAACCGGGCAGCCUUCGCGUGAGACUGGCUGACGCUGCCCUGGCUCGAGAUCUCUUCCCUCAGGAUUAUCAUUGUCUCGGUGAUAACGAGAACCGACCUAUACGCUGGAUGGCCCUAGAGAGUCUCCAGCGCAACGAAUACAGCACGGCGACCGAUGUGUGGGCAUUCGGGGUAUUCCUAUGGGAACUGGCGACACUGGGUCAACAGCCGUAUGUAGAAGUGGACCCGUUUGAAAUGAUGGCGUGUCUCCGAGACGGAUAUCGGCUCGCUCAGCCGAGACCUUGUCCCGAUGAGCUCUUCGCCUGUAUGGAAGCAUGCUGGCUCAGUCCCUCCAGGGAUCGACCAACCAUGCCACAGCUGCUCGCCUAUUUGCAAGAUUUUCACGAUGCGCUAGGCGGAUUCAUUUAAAUCGUCUGUCCGCAAGCCCAUCAUUCGAAGAAUCGAUAGCGCAUUGUCGUCGACUCAGACUUAUCAAUUACACAUAACUAAUUAAAUUCAUUUAGAAUCAUAUUGCGAAUGGCUGGAUGAAGAAAGCUGUCGCGGCCUGAAACACUCAUUUCGAAACGUCGAAAGUACGUCCACCAAGUUCGCAAUCAAAUUGAAAGUUUUAAGGAAGAACAGAAUCAAAGUCGUAUGGAAUUGAACGUCGCUGCCCAUUUGCGACACGCUGCUCUAUAUCGAUAGGUCAGGUGCAAUUUAUUACUACUAUAUUACGUACUGAUACGUACUGAUAAUUAUACUGACCCCAGUUGAUUAUGAAUCAAAGUAUAAUAUCGUCGUCUUUUAAUUGGUGAAAGAAUUGUCGCGAAAAAAAUCGACACGGACACAUCCGUCCAUAGUAGUUAAACGUAUGUACAUGAACUUUUAAAUCUCACAUUUGAGAGCGACUUGCACAAGAAGCCGGUUAAUAUCGCACAAAAGAGCCUUAUCUUCGAUAUUUCAAAAUAGAUCUUUUUUCUUAGCUCUUUUCUGGGCUAAUAAAGCAAUUUUACAAAACUGCCAGUUCAUAGCAAAGUAAUAAAAAAAUUAAAAUAGUUAAUGUGCAAUAUAAAAAAUUCAUCGAAUCUAGGUGUUUUUUUAUAUAAGUAAGCUUUAUAUGUAUAUUCAAAUUAAUAUUAUACAAAUUGAAAGAUCAUACACACAUUCCACAUACACAUAGCCAAUCUUUAUGAACGACAUUUUAUAAAGUAACUUGCCAAGAAUGGAGAUUGUUCCUAAUAUGUACGUUUUCUCCUUAAGGAAAUCUCUCUUAUUUGUCUUGGUUAAAUUUAUGUGAGAAUGUAUUUUACAAAGAUUUCAUAAUUCGCAGAUGUGGCUUUUGCCUGCACCAGCUCAGCAGACUGCGCGUAAAGUGCGCCUGCAACAUGGCUAUUCUUUAUCCUUUCGACGCCAUUGUAACGCGGGAUUCAGGCGAAUGAAUGAAAAUGCCUCCUUCUAUCUUUAUUAAUUAGCGUUUGUAAACAGAUCACCGUCUUAACGCGUAAAUUUUGAAUUAAUUAAAUAAUUUAUAAUUAAUUUAAUUAAUAAGUGGUAGGUAUGCAUAAAAGAUAUGCAUUCAGUUCAAUGAGGAAGCUCCUUGGCUUCUUCAAUGUUUCGCAAGAACGUGAGAAUGAGUUAAAGGAAAAUAGCUUACCAGAGAGACAAAGAAAGAGAAGUAAAUUUACGGAAUUAUUAUUAGAAAUGCAUAUUGCACGAGUAUACGCUUUUUUAUUCGUGUUAAUGUAGGAAAUAAAAUACGUCGGAAUUAAAUGUAAAAGAUUGAUAAAUCUUUCUUAAAUUAAGCGCUAUAAAGAAUCGUGUUUGAUAUUAAAAUAUUUAAAAAAUAUACAGAUCGAAAUUAUGUGGGGAAUCUUUAAUAUCCUCUAUCGGCGGAAUAAUUUUAUAUUCCUGAGAGUAUGACAAUAUUAAUAUACUAAUAAAAUUAUGUAACAACUGGAUACACACACGUACAUACAUAUACACGCAUUCGUUACAUAAGAUGGCUAUAAACGUGCAAGAUCGGUUAAUUAGGUCAGUCAGUUUCAUUCAUUCAUUUCGUUUUGCGAGUGUUUGCGCCGCUAUCGGGCUUGCAUUGCUUUCCAUCAAACGCAUAAGUUUUCUGCUAUGAAAAUUAUCUCGAUGAACGUCACAUAAAUUGUGCAAGAAAAAGGCUCUUACACACAUGCAUAUGACUCGAUCGAACCGGUCGAUCGUUAUUCAUUAACAAUUGCGAUUGAGCAAGCUUGAAUAAUCGUGACCCGAGCGACGGAGAGUGCAAAGGCAAAGAGCUCUGAACAUUUAGGAAUCCUAUUGUUAUACAUGAUCUUUGAUGAACAUACGCUGUUCCGUAAAUGGGCGGUCGAACUAUAUGUACUCUUUAUAGUUAGGUAUCUAUUAGCUACACUGCGAAAAGCCAUUUCAAAUUCCCCUAAGACUCGCGCCGGCAACAAGCUCGAAUCUUGCAAAAUCGAUGCUGGAUCUUAAUGUCAGGUCUCGGGAAAAUGGCCCCGCGCACAAAAUUAUCUCGAUUUCUACCUCGAUACUUUCGAUUGCACCGCGCUGACUUGCAAUGAUCCCUUCUGUUGACAGAGUUCUAAGAUGUGCUAAAUAAUCGAACAAUAAUGUUUAUUAAAAGUAGAAGUAAAAAUAUUUAGUUUGCUAGGACUUGUCGAAGAAAAAUGUGAUGGUUUCAGAAUGUAUUUGCAAUUAUUAUCAUUUUUAACACCUUCUUAUAGCAAAUAUUACAAAUGUAUGCUGACAUAAUUAAUUUUUAUAUAUAAUGAACAUUGAUUAAAGUUAGAUUUAAUUAGAGAUAUAUUUACACAAGUUAUUUGAUAUUCAGUAAAAAAUGUACAUAUGUUUAUAUUUUAUAUCUCAGAUUGUAUUGCUAAAUGGGUCUACGUCUUUUCAAUCGAUCAAGAAACACUCCAUCAUUAAUUUUAAAUUAAUAUUUAUUAUUUGCCGUUUGAGUUUUUGUAAGAUGUUAUUUUUAUUGUUUGUUGUAAAUAAUCAUAGAUGUCAGCGACGAACGCGGUGAAAGGUUUUGCCGUGACAUUUCCAUCGUAGAAAGACAUUAUCGAGGGAAAUGGAGAUUAGAACCUGGCUGCUUCUGUUAAUUAUUUAAGAUAAUUAACAUUUACGUUACGUUAUAAAAAAUAAUUAUAUAUAUAAAUUAUUUGAUUUAGGUAUACUGUAGUAUAUCGAAAUACUGUUCGCUCUGUUAAAAUUGUGAUUUGUUUCGCGAAGUGAAUUUUUUUGAUAUAUGAUUGUUGCAUUCCUUCAAUUAUUACACCGCGUUUAAAAACGAAGAUUUAAUUUUAAGAUUUUAGAAUGUUUUAUUUUUGUCUCCGUUUUUUAAAUACUUAAAAAUAUUUUAAUAUUUAAACACCGUUUAAGACAAAAACACUUUUAAUCAUUUAAAAACGGAAACAAAAAGUAUUUAAAUAUCUUAAAAUUAAGUACUUUUUUGAGUGUACAUGUGUACGAGUAUAUACCGUUGACAUACCAAAGCGCAUUACACGUAAUCGUAUUAGUUCAAUUGCGCUUAUUCCAUGUCUUUUCUGUUGCAAGCGCAAUUGCGCAAGUAGCAGCUAAAGCUGGUAAGGCGUAUGAACGAGACGAGGGACUAGAAAACACGUUUACCGAUAUAUUAAACAUGCAAUACUGAUCUCACAGGAUAAAAUUAAACUGUACAGGAGAGUCUACAUUGCAGCGCGUGCAUCAGGAUAUUCCAGAUUCACCGCCUUUCUUUUUAAUGGCAGAUUCUUUCAUGGCAAUAUUAGAAAAUGCAACAUCUCAUUUGAUUCCAGAAUCUCUUUGUAAAAUUGCAACGUCCCGUUUCGCAUUUAUUAAAACAAGUUGUUUAUUCGUUUUCAUUCACGUUUGUUUGGCUUUAUGCGAGUAACAGGUGCAAAUCGAAAGAGCGAAGAUUACACAUUUGCGGCGCGAGGCAUACGUAAGACACUUUUAAAUGUACUCGAUGUGUACUAAAUGUCGCAUGUUCCUGACCACGAUCAGAAACUUUAUCGCACUCUCAUCUUUUACUCGUCGUUUCCUGUCCCCCUUUUCUCCCCUAAUCUAUUCCGUCGAUUUACCGCGCGAUUCGCGACUCGUCUCAUACUGCUGUCAGGCGCAUCUAUUAAUUAUCGAUAUCAUUGAUAUUUAAUAAGCUAUCGCUCGCCUAUUAUUUAUUGAGACACUCUCUAAAAGUCGUGCGUUUAAAGAAAUCGUCGGAUUCUAUGAUGUAUUCAUGAAUGUCUUUGAAUGGAGGAACAGGGUAGGCUGUAACUGCACACUUUUUCGCUAUCGCUGUAUAAUGGAAUCGCUACUCGUUUCCGCGCGAACAUAUAUAUAUAUAUAUAUACAUACAUAUAUUCUCUCUUUUUCCAUAAUCACUUUUCCUUCUUUGUUAAAAAAAAAAGAAUCAGGUGGCGUUGGGAAUUCGAUCGUUUCCGCUUCGAUAUUGUCUCAUCGCCCUUAGAAAUGAAAACCCCUCUUCGAACGACAGUUCCAAUCAUUGUAAAUAUUUGUAGCGAAUAACAGUGGUGCGUUGCGCGUGUGAGAAAGAAAAUGAGAAAGAAAGAGAAAGAGAGAAUGAGAAAGAGAGUGUGUGUGUGUGUGUGAGAAAGAGAGGAAGAGAGAGUUGAUUUGUGCAGAUUCUAUUAUUUCCUACGACGAUUUACGGCAUUAUUUUUCAACGGAAAGUGAAAUAUACGUGUUAAAAAAACGA